Messenger RNA from Pelobates cultripes (western spadefoot toad), 7490 nucleotides. The record is from the annotation of a GenBank genome assembly. NCBI's taxonomy places the organism in Eukaryota, Metazoa, Chordata, Amphibia, Anura, Pelobatidae.
CGGGGCUUUGCGCGUGAUGUCACGGAAGGGGGCGUGGUCUGGGCAGGAGGCCGGCUCCUCGGUACUCGAGUGAAUUGUCAGCCCGGGAGAAUGUCCGCUGAUCCCCUACCGCCACCCGCGGCUUCCCCGGGGCCUGCUCUGCCGACCUGCAUAGUGCUGGCCCUGGUCUCCCUGCUCUGCUUCGUGGCCGGAUUCGGGACUGGGGCCGAGUUCGUGCGAUUCCUGUCCUUCGGGGCGAUAUUUAAAAACAUCAGCGGGGAGUCAGGUGGGAGCCGGAAACAUGGCGGCGGCUGGGGAGGGGUGAGGGGUAAUUCACCGUCUGGGGGGGGAGUGAAGGGGUGACUUACCGGCUGGGGGUGUGGGGGUGACUUACCGGCUGUGGGGGGGUGAAGGGGCUGAGGGGGUGACUUACCGGCUGGGGGAUGAGGGAGGGAGACUGAAGGGGUAACUUACCGGCUUGGGAGGGGGGGUUGAGGGGCUGAAGGGGUAACCCCCCUGGUAAACCCAGUUAGUCCUUAUUCCAAUCAUUUAUAAGAAAUAAACAGACAUGUAGGUAAAUACAGAGCAAUUCAGAGAGAAUUUAAUUUUAGUAAUUAUCAAUAAUGUAUCCUAAAACAAAGCAAUGGGAAAAUAUCCCACUCCUGCCACAAACCAAUAACAAUCAUUAAUAUAAAGUCAUCCCACCGCUGCCACCAUCCACAAACCAAUAACAAUCAUUAAUAUAUAGUCAUCCCACCGCUGCCACCAUCCACAAACCAAUAACAAUCAUUAAUAUAAAGUCAUCCCACCCCUGCCACCAUCCACAAACCAAUAACAAUCAUUAAUAUAUAGUCAUCCCACCGCUGCCACCAUCCACAAACCAAUAACAAUCAUUAAUAUAAAGUCAUCCCACCGCUACCACCAUCCACAAAGCAAUAACAAUCAUUAAUAUAAAGUUAUCCCACCACUGCCACCAUCCACAAAGCAAUAACAAUCAUUAAUAUAAAGUCAUCCCACCGCUGCCACCAUCCACAAACCAAUAACAAUCAUUAAUAUAUAGUCAUCCCACCGCUGCCACCAUCCACAAGCCAAUAACAAUCAUUAAUAUAAAGUCAUCCCACCGCUGCCACCAUCCACAAAACAAUAACAAUCAUUAAUAUAAAGUCAUCCCACCGCUGCCACCAUCCACAAACCAAUAACAAUCAUUAAUAUAAAGUCAUCCCACCCCUGCCACCAUCCACAAACCAAUAACAAUCAUUAAUAUAAAGUUAUCCCACCGCUGCCACCAUCCACAAACAAUAACAAUCAUUAAUAUAAAGUCAUCCCACCGCUGCCACCAUCCACAAACCAAUAACAAUCAUUAAUAUAAAGUCAUCCCACCCCUGCCACCAUCCACAAACCAAUAACAAUCAUUAAUAUAAAGUCAUCCCACCCCUGCCACCAUCCACAAACCAAUAACAAUCAUUAAUAUAAAGUUAUCCCACCGCUGCCACCAUCCACAAACCAAUAACAAUCAUUAAUAUAAAGUUAUCCCACCCCUGCCACCACCCACAAACCAAUAACAAUCAUUAAUAUAAAGUCAUCCCUCGCUGCCACCAUCCACAAACCAAUAACAAUCAUUAAUAUAAAGUUAUCCCACCGCUACCACCAUCCACAAACCAAUAACAAUCAUUAAUAUAACGUCAUCCCACCGCUGCCACCAUCCACAAACCAAUAACAAUCAUUACUAUAAAGUUAUCCCACCCCUGCCACCAUCCACAAACUAAUAAUAAUUAAUUCUGUUGUCACCAAGGGGGCAGAGCUAGUGUCGGCAGACCCGCACAGUGCUAGAAAUAAGGUAAGUAUUUUUUAUUAACUUUUAAGGGGGCUGAGUGGGGGCCAGCCACCUAAAUGGUGGGUUAAACACUAUAGGGACAGGAAUACAUGUUUGUGUUCCUGACCCUAUAGUGAUCCUUUAAAUAAUCCCAUUGUCUAUUGUAAUGAUAUAAUACAUACAUGUUGUAUGUAAUGUUAUAUUUGUUAUAAUGUUGCUUAUAAAUCAACUUGUAACCUAAUUAUAUCCAUAAGAGGAAUAAGUGAAGUUUCAGCUUUUAAACUGGACAAUUCCUCCUAGGCUAAGGAAAAAGCAGGAACCUUCUCACACUCUCAUUGAGUACAGCAAACCUUCUACGCAGGCAUAUCAUAUAUCCAUAAGUGGGGAGAAUUAACAGUCUUAAGGGUGAUGGCAGGUGACGGUAAACAGACAUUGUACACUACAAAUGGCGAUGCCUUAGCUCUUACCUAUUAAUUCUCUAUUUGCAACAGGUGAAACCGUGCUAUCAUGGGGCGAAGCUGUGGAAGACUCUCAGGUGCUGCGAUCCCUUGGGAUAGAUGUCGCCCUGCUUUUUCUAUUUGUACUCCAGCACAGCAUCAUGGCCUGGUCGGCAGUGAAGGGAGGAAUCACCUGUGUGUUCGGUGUGCUGCAGCGUUCCAUCUAUAUCCUCUGCACUGCCCUGUCUCUGCAGGUACCGCCACUGAUUACUGUAUUACUGUAUUAGCAAUUAAACGUGAGUGUUAAAAGCCAGAAGUCAGUAAAAAGGGAGAUCAACUCCAGCCUGAUCACUAAGUAAUGGACUCUCAUUCACAUAAAAAGCUGCAGCACUUCAUACUUAAAUAUCUAGUAUUUAUAGUUAAUAAUAGGAAUCACCUAGCAUGCAGAUUCCACCCAUUCUGAGAGAUAAAAAAAAAUGUAUAUUCCGGUUUGUUUCUGUGUUUCUAAUUCACGCUAACAAGUUCUGAGCCAAACUAGUGCAUACACUUCUAAUCUUAUACCUAGUCAACUCCUCCUAAAAAAUGUAGUUGAGCUUGCUUGUCUGUUACAGGUCUGUGCUGUGGUCAUGUGUGUAGCGUGUUCAACAUGUUAAAUAUGUUGUCCUAUUCUCACAUCUAAGUUAGGUCUCAUAGGAGGGCAAUUAUAAAAUGUGUAAAAAAUAAAAAUUCAUUCUUGGUUAACGCGACACUGUCACCCUCUGUGGAUUUUGCAGAAUUUGCCAAGACCCCCUAUGGUGACAUCACCAAUAGGGAUCGUGAUGGUUGGGGGAAGGGUCAGGUAAAGGUGAGUUCUACUUUUUGAUGGUGACUGCUGUCGGGAUUGACAUUAUCUCUCUGCCGGUGUCCAAGAAAAAUACAUAAGCUAAAUAAGUCCCUACUUUCUCUUAUGUUUUUAGUUAGAAAUAGAUGAAAAUUAAAAAAUAAAUUAGAGUAGGUUAGAGGAAGCGAUUGGGAAAAGGUAAGUACAGCGUGACAGUGCCAUUUUAUUAGUCUGUUUUAUAGCCACUGUUACUGUCACCAUGGGUAGUUGUGGUUUGUUUGUUAUGGUAAUUCUUAUUAACGAAUAACCAGAAGUGUCAUUAUGCCAUCUUGAGAUUUUAACCUUUUGGUUAUUGCAAUCAGGUGUACCAACCCAUAGCUUUUGUGUGUGUGUGUGUGUGUGUUCACUCUCAAAAUAAGUUGACUUUCUGUGUCUGACCAAUCACAGCCUUCCUAAUCCAGCUCAAUGAGAAGUCUUUGCAAGGCAGGUGCUCUGGGAAAUUGCUGCCUCUUGAGGUCAGCUCAACUGAGCUAACCAAAUCAGGAAGUAACAGGACUGGUUGAGAGCUGGGGAGGCAUAACAUUCUAGAUUACUGUUCUCUUUCGCUGUCUUCCAGGUAAUGAUUAGGUUCUGGCAACCCUGCCCACAUGGUCCCUACCUGUGGAACGUAUCUUCAGAUUAUUGGAAUGCGCUACUGCCUCUGCUGUGUGCCCUCCUGCAUACGAUCUCUUGGCUGCUGAUAUUUAGCGUUCUGCUUAUCUUCGACUACGCUGAGCUCAUGGGCAUUAAACAGGUGGGCAUAAACCCAGAGGUGAUAUGUUUUCAAUAUCAAUGGUGCUAUUCCUACUGGAACUAGGAAUUAUACGUCAGAUUUAUUAUCCCUAAAGACACUGUCCUGGGUAUUAAAAUAAAAUAUUCUUAUUUUUGUGUAUCUGUAUUCACUGCUUAAGUCUCCCGAAUUCGAGUCUGUCAUAAGUUAUUGGGGCUUAUUCACAAAGAACUUGGUGAACUCAAAAUACAGUGAUGGCCUGCACGCAAUGAUUCUACUGUUCUUCUGGUUAUUUAAAGUGGCAUCACAGCACCCUGUAGAAGUUAUGGUGUCAGGAGUCCUCUGGUGCGAUGUCACUUUAUUUAAACAGUUUUCAAACCAGUUGGACACUUACCUGGGUCCCUUGGGUGCCUCAGCCUCCAUUUCUGAAAAUUCUAAUGGGGAAAUUCCUUCCGCUUCUUAAUUAAUGUCAAUCUGUCCACGUUUGGCCAAAAGUGACUGGCUGAGAGCAUCAACUGACACUCCAAAGAAUUUUGUCCAAAUAGGGAUGAUAUUGGUAUAUCUAUUACAGAAGGGAGACUUCCACUUUAGCUAUUUCAAAAGUGAAGGCCAGACUGGAGGCACCCUGGGAACCUGCGUAAGUGUCAAACCAUUCGAUAGCUAAUUUUUUUUUUUUUUUAUCAUGUGAAGGCACCAGACGUUUCCAGACACCAUAAUCGCCACAGCAGGCUGUAGUGGUUAUAGUACCUACACUGCCCCUUUAAAGCAGACCUGCAAAUUGAAAUUUUCUUUCCAGAAAUCGGUUUAAAACCGUACUGCUAACAGGCAAAGAAUAUCUAAACAAGCUAUAGCAUGUUUACCUGUAAUUAUCACAUUUUUAUGUAUAACGAGGGCUUUUUUGGAAUUGAACUACAAUAUUUAAAAAAAAAAAAAAAAGGAUUCUGAUUGAAGAGUGGUUCAUGUCUAAAUUGAAUUGUGAUAUAAUUGCUAAAUAAUUUAAAGGGUAACUCCAAGCAUUAUAACCACUGCAGCCUGCUAUAGGAGUACCCUGGCUCAGUUUCCCGGUAAUGUGGCAAACAGUUUGUCCUCUUACUUGGUCCUGCUGGGGGCUGAGGGUCCUCUGUUGCUAAAUGCAGACUGCAGAAGCUGGAUCCAUUUCAACUGCAGAAUUUCACCCCAGUUAAUGGAGAUUUAACCUGACCAAAAUAGGGGACACCCAUCUUCCUUUUAAUUUAUUCCACCCCUUUAAUGGAAGGUGAUAUGCCCUGAAGCUUCAGAAUAACUAUUAAGGAUGAAACAGUGGGGCUCACCCAUCACAAAGGGAUUUGCAGAGGUGAUAUUAUCUCAAACUGAUCACUAUAAUGUCUUUUAAAAUGUCAGCUGUUAAACCUGAUUGAAUCUCUACUAGCACAAGAUUGAGAAGGGAAAACCAACUCUUUCCAGUAUAACCAAAGUAUAUGAUAAGGUCCAGGAUACAUAUUUAAUGGAUAGGUUGACUGCUCACUUAUUCCAGACUGUAGCUUCUUUUAGUAAAAAAUGGGAAACUUACUAAGAAAUAUGAGACUGCACCCCCCUCCCUAAAAUUGUCUUAUUCUUUAUUUUACCUCCUGGCUGUUCUGUUCUACUUCUUGUGUUCUACUAAUGUCAUUCAAAAAACGUAUUGUUCAUUAUUGUAUAUUUAGUGUUUCUUCGGUUUAUAGUAGAUGUGAGUGUAACUGUGACAAUUGGCUACACGUAAAUAAAGAAUAAAAAAAAAAAAAAACUAAUAAUUCAAUGUAUCAACCCAGCAAUCCCUCGAAUUAAAACUACAGUACAUAAAGGUGGCCACAGGGUGCUGCUGUUGUAACAUAAUAUGUAUGUCUAAUGGCAUUCCUUUCCUUCACAGGUGUAUUAUCACUGCUUUGGUAUGGGUGAUCCUCUCUCACACAAGUCACCACGUGUCGCCCGCCUGUAUGCCCAUCUUAGACACCCCAUCUACCUUGAGCUGCUCCUCAUCCUGUGGGCAGUGCCCAGUAUGCCCCCCGAUCGCUUGCUUCUCUCCUCUUUCCUCACACUGUACCUGUCGCUGGUCCAUCGGCUCGAUGUGCAGGAUUACACCUACCUGCGUUCACAGCUUCAGAAAAAGUUUGUGCUCUUUUCCCGGGAGGAAACUACUAACGAGAGGUGGGGACUGUGGAAAAAAGACUGAAACGAAGGAGAUCCACAAACCCAGGAAGAACUAGGACGUAAAUGAACUGGAUCUUGUUAGGGCAAAUCUGUGAGCAGUGUUAGGGCGUUAGGAAAAUGAGCUUUGGAAGGCAAGGUGAACAAGGAAGAUAGAAGUAUGGAGGGAAAGAAUGCUUUUCACGAACUAAUGCAAGGCUUUGCACAAAUGCCAGGAGUUUUGUUUCUUUGUGGUUUUCGAGGAAGGCUUUGUCGCCAUGGGACAAUUUUAACAUAAUCUAGAUUUUAGUCCGUAACUCCUCUGGCCGCCCUUUUUUUGGUUUCAUGUCUCAAAUUAUUUAGUCAUUAUUGGUGCAGAUUUCCACCACAUCGCUCUUAUUUGGAUUCCUGGAGAAUUAGAUCUGCUACUAUGUACAAAUUUUACCCAGCAGCCAAAGUCAUCUUGCAUCUCGAAAGUCAUUCAGUGUUCUGGUGCUCUCUAACUGUCUGGGGGUGAUGGGAACUCUUAACAUAACAGAUUGUUUGAUGUAAAAUCAUGUCUAGAUUAUCUCCAGGUCUAGAUCAGUCUGCCUGAGCAAACGCAAGUCAUAGUGUCCUCUACAGGAAAUUCCUGAGCUUCUGGCAGUUCCUCAAGGGCAAAAUAUAUAAAUACAUAUCAUGAUUAUCACUUACAUAAUAAUGGGAUUCCAUUUUACCACUGGCAACUAUCUGACCAAUCGCUUUCAUGGCCAGGAGUUUGCGUAAUGCAAUGCUUAGCUUUUAUUUAUUUUAUACAUACAUUAAGUGCAGAUUAUGUUUUAAUAUUUGCAUUUCUUACCAAAUAUCUGGUACUACUAUUUCCAGACAUGCAACAUUUUAAAAGUCCAGCCAUCUGUUUGCUUUAUUCUGCUUGACAUGUGGCAUUCCUGUCGCCUUAGUACAUGGGUCGGCUACUUUCGGCACUCCAGAUGUUGUGGACUACAUCUCCCAUAAUGCUCUAAGAGCCAUAAUACUGGCGAAGCAUCAACAAACAUCUGGAGGGCCGAAGGUUGUCUGUUCCUGCCAUAGUGGGAUGCUUUAAUGUGUAAGUUGAAGCCAAGUGCAUUAUUGGAGUUUAACAGGUAGCCUAUAAUCUACCGAUCCUCAUUUUGGCAGACUGGUUGGUUGGUUCCACCAAAAGAUUUGGAGUUUAUAAUAUAUAUACACUAUAAAAAAUAUAAUUUUCUUUUUUUUUAUUAUUAUUUUUUUAUUAUAAAUCUGACCCACAGAAGCAUAUUCACUCUGUCAGCAAACGUGGGAAUUAAUAUGGAAGUUUUAGGCCUACGUAACAAUUUUUAUUAUUUAUUGUCUCUGUUCCACUGAUUUGAUAUACAAAAUCGCAGUUCUCAUGUCUUUUUCCACGGUUACUGAUGAGUGAAUAAAGCAAACGCUUACUUUAUCUGCUCAUUCAGACAGCUUUUUACGAGUGUCUCCAGCAAACUAAUGUUACAUAUUUUUAUGCUUUUUUUAUGUAGAAACAAGAAAAUCCUA